This is a messenger RNA of Pseudo-nitzschia multistriata, 2995 nucleotides long. NCBI's taxonomy places the organism in Eukaryota, Bacillariophyta, Bacillariophyceae, Bacillariales, Bacillariaceae. The record is from the annotation of a GenBank genome assembly.
CGGGGGCCUCUUUCUAUGAUGGUGAGUCUAUUUCUCUCCCGGCUACGGGGGGGGAAUGUUCUGUGUUCUCAAUAACUGUAUUGGAAAGACCUGAAGAGAUGUGUGGAGGGCUGUUACGAUAUAAUGAGACAGCGUGCUUUAAGAACAAACAAUCGUGUAGAUCGAAUCACUGAGGUGAUGGAAGAAUGAAGUUACCACAGGAGGCUCUUAUAGCCAUAGUGGCAAGAAAUAAGGAAACGAUCUUCUGUACUCCCAAUUUGCCGACCAUGUUUGUCACCAGCUCCCUGUUGGAAAGAUGGAACAACAAUAUGAUGUCAAGAUUUCGAUACUGAUGUAAGUAGUAUCCAGUCAUACGAACUACUUGAGGGCAAUACUCGACAGUGGCCCAUGCCUCAACUACCUUUCGUAUCAUCAUACUAAUCGAACUGAUUUCACCAUUGGAUACUCGGCACGGUCAUGAAUUGCUAGCAAUUGCUAGCAAACACUCGUGUCAGUGAAGAUAACGAUAAAGGAAAAUUUUCAUCUGAAAUCACAACUGGUACCGGUAGAAGUACUCGCGAUUGAAAAGAAGGAACGGGAAAACCUGAAAUCGAAAUUCAAAUCAUUUUCUCUCCUCGAGACAGCUCUCACAUCAAAACGACUGCAAAUGGUGAAGCAUACCAUUCCUAUCAAAACCAAAAUCGAUCAAAUAUACUGAAAGGGAUUAAAAGAGAAAACACAUAAACGAGAUGGAGCAAAAAUCUUCACCGAGCACUUGGAUCCCUACAAAAGAUUAAACGGAAAUCGCCAACACAUGGCUUGCACCUGUACUUCGUCGUUCAACCGAUUCAUUUGUAUCGAAUUAAACAUGACGGGUGCACCUUCAUCCCUCGACUUCUCUCGCCGAUUGCUGUUGCAAGCAAAACACGAUCAUUCAUUUCGAAUCGUUUCAGAUCCGCAGCUCACAAAAUCGGGCACCGUCUAGAACGAAGCAUACGUCAAAGAGUUCAACUGAUUUCAUAAAUUCCAUUUGCACAUUGUCACUCACUAUCAAAACAAAGAUGAAAACUUCCACUCCAAGUAGCAUUUGCCGAAGCUGUCUUCGCACAUCAUUGUCCAUCUUGAUUCUCGUCGUUCUCGCCUCGUGUGUGAAUGCAGAAAGCGAAUGGCAGCUCCGCAAAAGAGACCUCGGAUUUCGCGGUGGCAGCAACCCUGAAAAAACUUCAUUCGGGGUUAUUGGAUCUCUCGAGAGCAAGGCAGGUAAAUCCGAUAAAUCCAAGGAAGGUAAAUCAAGCAAAUCGAUUGCAGAGAAGACCAGCGAUUCCAAGGCAGGUAAAUCGUACGCAUCCAAGUCCGACAAAUCUGACAAAUCGAAGGUACCCAAAUCAGACAAAUCGAAGGGAGAAAAGUUUAGCAAGUCCAAGGCAGAAAAGUCUCUUCCCGAUAAAAAGUCAAAAGUACCCGCUGUUGAAAAGUUGUCGAAAUCGAGCAAAUCUAAAACUGCAGACUCGUCAACUGACCAUGUACCAGAAGGAGGAGCUGUAGACGAGGGAGCUGUAGACGAGGGAGCUCUCGGCGGCACGGUCACCCAGUCGCCUACUGCCGUACCUACCGAAGCGGUUUCUUCCAAGGCAUCGAAAUCAGUUGGCGUGAAGAAGUCCAAAGCGCCCACCGAAACAAAGGCAUCGAAAUCACUCAGUUCGAAGAAGACAAAGGCGCCGACCGGAGAGGAAUCAGGAGGACUCAUCGAUGAUGGGGCUAUCGACAGCGCAGCCACCACGGUGCCUUCUUCCAUGACCUCUUUUGGCUCCAGUAAUACGAGCUUCCCUCCGAGCCUCUAUCCUACUACUCGCGUAACCACCAAAUUACCCUCUGGUUUUCCUACCAGUUCUCCUUCUGUUUCUCCUUCGACUUCUCCGUCUACAGGCGCACCAACUAUUGGCGGUGAUGAGGGAAAAAAGACGAAAGCUCCCAAGGGAGACAAGAAGCUGAAGUCCGCUGCUUGAGACAGCGAUCCGAGUGUCAAUUUCUACUGUAGCAACAGCCCCGGCUUGCAGAGCGGGGAAGGUUGCAGAACAAUCUAUGAAUUGCAAAAGAAUCCUUACUUUGCAAUAUCCGUGGGACAAAAAUGAGAAACGUAUAGGUGUCGGUCCUCUAGAUCUUUUCGUGCCUGAAACAGGUUUUUAGUCAACAGAUUUUAAAUUGAAUGAAUCGUGUUAUUUUCUAUCACCUCGCUCUCUGACCUGAGCUUGCGAAGCCCAAAAUCUUUACUGCUGUUAGUAUUCGAACACCCGACACUAGAUUCGUCUGACUGAAGAGAUUUUUGUGAUCAGGCAGACCGAUCUGUUUCUAUGAAUGACUAAACUGCUUCCAAAAAGAAAUCAAGGAGGCUAACGAUCUGUGUGCUAGUUUCAAAUACCAAUCGAAUGCAAAAACGUCAAGAACAAACCAGGGGCGCUGCCCGAUACUGUAUGUUUAUGUCGCCUACACUACCCAAUGCCAAAGAAGCCGGUGAUUUCUAUAUCUGUGACGCCAUUCUGGGUUGUGUUCGUUGCCGCACCGAUUGAUUCAAAUCUUGCACAAACCGAACCCAAGCACCAUUUCGUUCGUUUGCGUGCGUGCUCGUCUGUACCACUAGGCACGUUUGGUUCGAUCAAUGGUUCUCUGGGGGCUUCGUUUUGCCGUGCCGAACCGAACCACGCUGUCCGAUCCGGGUGUCGUUGAUCCGAAAAUCAAAUGCAUCACACCCCUCAUCCACCCUGCAAUCCAAGCAAACCGAACCACGCUGUCCGGUAAGGGUGUAUUGAUUCGAAGAACAAAGGCAUUGCACCCCUCGCUCACCCUUUGAUUUUCACCAACCAGACUAGGCUUUCCGGUGCAGUCGUAGUAUUCUUCAAAGAGGGCAUGUGUUGCCUCUUUGAUCCAAUCUCUGGACAUCCUGCCUCUGAGGCAUCGGUUUUUGGUGAUUGAUCGGUCGUUUUUGGUGAUCGAUCCGUCGGAUCUUGGACGUUUUUGU